CGUGAUUAAGUCAUGUGACCGUUGACAGCCAAAUACACUCCAACACGAAAACCAAGUUUGUCCGGGCUAUCCCGACGUACGUCGACAACUCAUUUGUUCUUGCCAUGUACGCAUCACUCGUUCGUCGUCAGUUGGGGGGCAUUGUACCUCCCAAGAUUGCCACUCCAUCACUUUUGACGUCGGGCUCUGGUUCAAGCCUCACACCUCUGGUCAACUUCUACUCAAAACUGCCCAAGGGUUCAGCAUCCACGGUUUCUGGUGGUGGAAUUAAAGCUAGAUACUUCAGCGGCAAGAAUGCGUCCGCUGCCCCAGUCGUUUGGACGAUCUUGGGUCUCUUCACUUUCGGAUACGCCAUCGACUACCAGAUGCACUUGAAACAUCACAAGAACCACGCGCACUAGCCGCCUUUAUGAAGUAAGGGGAUAUUGCCACAGAACUUGCUGUAUGCACAAGAAAUAGACUAUCAUUUUUUUCAAUGUGCAUAGACAAAACAGUACAUCCUGUGUGGACU
Suillus subaureus is the source of this 511-nucleotide messenger RNA. RefSeq names its product mitochondrial F1-F0 ATP synthase subunit F of fungi-domain-containing protein. The coding region runs from base 105 to 401 and encodes 98 amino acids. The record is from RefSeq and is a predicted model, not a curated record. Gene Ontology annotation, biological process: proton motive force-driven ATP synthesis. The transcript has 4 exons. Lineage: Eukaryota; Fungi; Basidiomycota; Agaricomycetes; Boletales; Suillaceae.